Molecule: messenger RNA, 1791 nt
Organism: Ipomoea triloba (trilobed morning glory)
Lineage: Eukaryota; Viridiplantae; Streptophyta; Magnoliopsida; Solanales; Convolvulaceae
Product: low-temperature-induced cysteine proteinase-like
Exons: 5
Coding region: 37-1512 (491 amino acids)
Cellular component (GO): lysosome
Molecular function (GO): cysteine-type endopeptidase activity
Source: RefSeq, a predicted model, not a curated record
GUGACUGUGGAGUGUUGAACACUAUACUGUACAAAAAUGGGAACUAAGUAUUCCCAGUUGUGUCUUAUUCUUUUGUUGAUCAUAGCCACAUUUUCAUGCCAGAUUUCUUGUUAUUAUCAUUCAGAUUUCUCAAUACUCAAGCGCGGCGCGGAGGAAGAAGUGGUUGAGAUCUUCCAAGAAUGGAAGAAGAAGAACGGGAAGGUGUACAGGAGCGAUGAAGAAUCAGAGAGGAGGUUGGAGAACUUCAAGAACAACUUCAAGUAUGUGAUGAUGGAGAAAAACAUCCUGGGGAAUUCGGAGGGUACGACGGUUGGGCUGAACAGGUUUGCUGAUAUGAGCAAUGAGGAGUUUAAGAAUGUUUACUCCUCAAAGAUUAAGAUACCCUUCAACAAGAGGAAAGCCAUUGAUGAGAUGAAGGGGCUGCAGAAGAAGAGGGGGCAUUGUGAAGCGCCGCCUUCUUCUCUAGAUUGGAGAAAGCGUGGAGCUGUCACUCAUGUUAAGGAUCAAGGAGAUUGUGGGAGCUGUUGGGCAUUCUCUGCAACCGGAGCAAUGGAGGGAGUAAAUGCAUUGGUGACCGGAGACCUGAUCAGUCUGUCGGAGCAAGAACUCAUCAGCUGUGAUCCAUCUAACUAUGGGUGUGAGGGUGGAUAUAUGGACAAUGCUUUUGAAUGGGUUAUGCAUAAUGGUGGCAUUGAUUCCUCAUCUGAUUACCCAUACACUGGCAGAGAUGGGAAAUGCAAUCUCAAAAAGGUUAAAGACGAGAUUGCUGUCACGAUUGAUGGGUACGAGGAUGUUGCAGAACAAGAAACUGCCUUACUGUGUGCAGUGGCAAAACAACCUGUUAGUGUUGGAAUACAAGGAUCAUCACUUGAUUUUCAGCUCUACACUGGUGGGAUCUACGAUGGACAUUGUUCAGACAAUCCUAACGAUAUAGACCAUGCGGUUGUAAUUGUUGGUUAUGGCUCAAAAGGUGGCAAAGAUUACUGGAUCAUAAAGAAUUCUUGGGGAACAGCUUGGGGAAUGGAGGGCUAUGCAUUUAUAAGAAGAAACACUAACAGGAGAUACGGCGUUUGUGCAAUCAAUGCAUUGGCUUCUUACCCCACUAAAGAGCCCUCCGCCGCCCCGUCCCCUAAGCCGUCGCCUGCUGCUCCGCCUCCACCGCCGCCGCACCGGCCACCGCCACCGCCACCGCCGCCCCCUCGUCCCCCUCCGCCUCCAACUCCAACUUUCUGCGGAGCUGGAUUGGUUUGUCCACCGGAUAACACAUGCUGCUGCCUUUUUGAGUUCUUUGGCGUUUGCUUUAUCCAAGGCUGCUGUGGAUAUAAAAAUGGCGUUUGUUGCGGUGGCUCCGCCUAUUGUUGUCCAAGUGAUUACCCCAUUUGUCAUGUCUACGAAGGCCUCUGCCUCAAGAAGCGUGGAGACCAUGUAGGAGUGGCUGCUAAGAAGAGAGGAAUGGCGAAGCCAAAUCUGCCAUGGAAUGGAUUAGAGUUUGCCGCUGCUGCAAUGCGUUGAACGUUGAACGGAUUGCCUAUAUUCUACGUACUAAGUUGCUUCUUAUUGGUGUUCAAAUGUUGUUUUUGGCAAAACUAGCUUGUUACAAUAAUAUAUUCCCUGGGAAUUGGGGUGUAAAUGUGUAAUGCUCCAUCUGCAAAUGCAUAUGCAUGUGUUUGGAAUGGUGAACUGUUUCAACUAUUUCUUGUAAUUUCGUUUAAAUAAAUGGUAAUUAAAAUUGUAAAUUUUAGACCUGGCCGAGAAAGUAAUAUUAAUGUUAUCAAACCAUAAUAUAUUUGG